AUGAACGCUCGAAGCAUUGUCAACAAGGUCGACGAGCUACAAGUCCUCGCUAUAAACAGGGACGUGUUGGCCAUUACCGAGAUAUGGCUAAGACCGGUCAUCAACAGCUGCGAGAUAUUUCCCAAUAUGGACUUCACUAUUCAUAGAAGAGACAGAUUUGAGCAUAACAACAAACGUGGAGGAGGCGUCCUGUUAGCAGUUCGAAAUACAGUGCCAUGUGUUAGAAGGCCUGACCUCGAAACCUCAGCUGAAAUUAAUGUUUGCGAGCUUCGUCCGUCGUGCGAGAAAAAGAUAUUGAUGGCAGUUUUCUACCGCCCUCCUUCUUCUGAUUAUCUCUAUUUGAAAGAAUUUAUGAAAUUUCUGGACCAAGCCUCCAGGGCUAAAUGUGAUCAACUUUUGAUUGUUGGUGAUUUCAACUUACCAGACGUCGACUGGGCUACCGUAACUGCCUCUAUCGAUUAUCAGAUGUACACCCUCUUUACUAAGGCAAUUAAGGAUCAUUUUCUUUGGUAAGUUAUAGAUUUCCCAACCAGGAAUGAUCAUAUUUUGGAGUUACUGCUCACAAAUAUUCCAGACAAGAUUUCAAAUGUUAAAGGAUCUCAGGAUAUUUUGAACUCAGAUCACCAACUCAUUGAAUUUCCCUUGGACCUUCGAAUCAAAAGCCAAUCACAUAUUAAACGACGACUAUAUCAUUUUAAGAAAGCUGACUGGAACGGCCUCAAACACUCACUCCGUUUGGUCAACUGGGACCUGUGUUUUGAGGAAAACGACAUAAACGCUUCUCUUACUAAUUAG
This is a messenger RNA of Pocillopora meandrina, 795 nucleotides long. Lineage: Eukaryota; Metazoa; Cnidaria; Anthozoa; Scleractinia; Pocilloporidae. The record is from the annotation of a GenBank genome assembly.